AUGCCGGCAUCCCGCCGGGCGCGGCAACCCUCUACGCUGGAGCUGCUGUUGGGCCGCAAAAGCAGUGAUUCGGGGGUGACGGAACUGGUCGGGGUCGCAGUGCUAUGGCUUGGUGGAUCCGUGGUGCUACUGCGGAAAUCUUCGGUGUUUGCCGUGCUGUUCACAUGGCAACGUGGUGGUUCCUCACGGUGGCAGAGGGCAGCUCUUAGAUAUCCAGUGCUUGUUCUGCUCCAUUGCUCGAGCAUUUUCCUCACAGGCUGCCUCCAACAGCGUGUCACGACCAAGUGGACGCAGAACAUUGCGCGCAAGCUCCACCGAUUGCUGUUCCAGAAGCAGAACUUUCAUCGGCUUCAUCCAGAGACCAAGGACAGCAUCAUAUCUGAAGCAGACCUGCAUGUUUGUCGCGACAUCUAUGACAUGGCACGCGCAACAUCGGAGGUAGCGGUGGCAUUAAUUGAGGCCUUGGUGAAAACCACGGUCUUCGCUGGAUCGGCCAUCCUUCAUAAGAAGUGGCUGGGCGGCUUGUUUCCUCCUGCUGCCUUUCUGUUGGCGGUGAAGAUUGUAUUGGGGACUCAUCCUGCUGAUCACAAGCCCGUCCAGACCUCGCUCCAACACUUUGAAGCCAGGCUGAAGCAGCACUUUUUCAGAGUCCAGCAACGGUCAGAUACCAUCCUGAUGAUGCAGGGCGAGGCUUUUGAAUUAGAUCUUCUACAAAAAGCUCUUCGUGAUGUGUCUGCCAUUACACGCAGGCUCUAUGGCCUCAUGUUUCCCGUAGAGAUGACUGAAUGGCUGUUUCUACACGCUACCCAGGCUGCAAGUUUGCUUGAACUGGCCGCGUUUGCUUUUGCAAUGCUUGGAUCCCGAUCUCCCUUGAAAUCUGGAGAUGGCUUUCAGCAAAAAGCGCACGUGGUUGGGCAGCACUUGCUUCAGGUUCAGAACUUCUUCAUCGUGUGUUCUGCUUGGAAUGCCUUCCUGUCCUCUCGAACUCUGUUAAUGAGUUGUGCUCCAGCCACCAGUCGAGUGAAGCAGCUGUACGCCAGGCUGGAUGCCCUGGAGCAUGGGCACCAUGGACAUCCGAAGGCCACGGCGCAAGCAGCGAAGCCAAAACCGGAGGAGCUGCGGGAAGCGGAAACGCCUGGUGGAGGGCACGCGCACACUGCGCAUGCUGGGUUCGGCCAGGGGCUGAGCCAGGAGCUGUAUCGGCGCACCACCGCUGCAGUGAAGUCACGCUGGAGGAGUGCGUCAGCACGGCUCUGGGCCACUCUGCAGCUGGGCCUUUUGACGUCGGGCCGAAGGCGAACGAUCUUGCAGAAAGUGGGAUUGAUGUUGCUACUACUCCAUGCCCGGACCAAUCUUUACUGGCGAUUCUGUCAGACUCUUUCGGGUUCUCUGAAAGCCUUACUGUCACCGAAGCCCAGUGCCAUGGCCAAAGAGCUACUUUUGGGUGCAGUGCUAGCGGUGACAGGAGGCUUUGCAGAUCAGGUGCUCCGAUAUCAGGCCAAACUGGCCACCCUGGAGCUCUGGAGUGGUGCCAUGGGUCAUUUGCAGCGGAAGUUGCUCCGGGAGCAUACCUUACUGCGCGUUAGCCAGGAGGUUUCCGAGCCCAUGCAGCGACUGGCAGAGAUCCAACAUCUCUUCGAGGGUUUAGGCUCCAGCGCCUGUGAGGCGCUCUUGGCUGCGUCACAGCUGAUUUUUUUGGCACCGCUGCUGCUGCGAAACUUGCACAGUUGGUCACUGCUCUUUGUGGCCCAUUUCUUGCUGCUGAGAUUACUUCAAUGCUGUGACGCAUGGGAAAACCACGAGAAGAACUCGCACUCACAAGGCAACAAAAGUUUGGAGGAUCAGUUUGAGGCGUUGAUCGAGGCCGACAUUGAGCUGCCGUCCUGGGGGUUGUAUCGCUUGGCGUUGACGCUGGGAGAUUUUCAGCAGAUGCCAUCCUGGGUUCUUCGCUGGCUGUCGUUUAAAGUUGAUAGCUUUUCCGGUGAAUCCAUGGACUUGGCCGAGACUUUUUUGCUGGAUAGGAUGAUGCAAAACAGCUUCAUAGCGGUGCAGCAGCUCUCCAAGAUGGUGGAGAAAUUUGGGCGCCUGGACGCCCAGAGCCUGCGCUGCUUGGAGCUGGUGAUGGCCGUGGAGACCACGGGCCCAACGGGCCGCCUUCGGGCCACGGCGGCCACGGAGACGGAGACGGAGACCGUGGCGAAUGCGGCGAAUGCGUUGCCGGCGACGGUAACGAAUGGCGUGCUGCAGUUCUUUGAGGAGGAACUGCUGGAUGAAGAUGGAUUAACUUUGCUUGCGCAUGGGCUGCGCUUUGACCUGUCUGUGAAGCAGCCGCUGCUCAUCUGCGGCCCCAGUGGAUAUCAGCAACCCAUGCUGCAGCUGCUGCUGGGGAUGAAUCGCAGCACCAUGAUGCCACGGCAGACGCUGAUGCUGGUGAGCAAGGAGCCAUACGUGCCCGGCCAUUGCAGGCUGCUGGCCCAGCUGGCAUAUCCUGUGCAGCUGCGCCUGCCAUCCCAUGCGCCCUUCACCGUCCAGGUGCCGUUGCUGCAUGAACACAUCAGUGAGGUUGAGCUGCGACAACACUUUGCUCGAUUGGGAGCCUCCAGUUGCCAGGUGGUGGUGGAAGGCGGUGAUCGCAAGGGGCUCGUCCACUUCAGUACCUUUGAAGAUACCAUCAAAGCCGUUGCCAGGCCUCAAGACCGGGUCAUUGGUGGCACUGAACUGCAGUGUGAGAUCGCUGGAGAGAGUUCGGAGUCUCCACAACUGCAUCGGAUGCGCCAAUGUUUGAUUGCCACACAGAUAGACCAUCUCCUCACCAGAGAAGCCGAUGGUUGGUUCGCCCGCAGAUCUUGGCCAGAUGUCCUCACGCGCGAUGAGCAGCAAAGACUGGGCAUUGCUCGAGUGCUUUAUCAGCAGCCCAGCUUUUGCGUCUUGGAGGAUCCCAUGUCUUUGGAGCUGCAGCUUCAUCAGCUCUUACUGCGCCAUGGGGUGACACCUGUGGCUCUGGCGUCCCAACCAUGUCUGGGAGAGGUCUACCGACGCCAGCUUCAUGUGGGGCUUCCUGAGAUCGCCGAUGGCUGGAUGGAAGAGCAUGCCUUCGACCCUGUCCGGGCCGUAGCCUCCCUCUCUCCAUCCUCAUUGCUCUGUCCCACGGGAGCGCUGCGUGUUCUGGGCAGCGGCUUCAUCGGCAUUGUGUUCCUGGAGGAGGAGACUGGGGAGGUUGUGAAGGUGAUGCUGGAUGAUUUCGCCCAAAAAGAGUACGAGCUUUGCCGGGUCUUUGCUCAAGCCCAGCUGGCUCCUGCACCACUCUCCUUGAAUGGUCCCUGCAGUGUGCCUGGGGGUGAUCUCUAUUGCAUUCGCAUGGAGCCCAUUACCCAAACACUUCAUGGGUUGCUUUGU
Molecule: messenger RNA, 3396 nt
Organism: Cladocopium goreaui
Lineage: Eukaryota; Dinophyceae; Suessiales; Symbiodiniaceae
Source: the annotation of a GenBank genome assembly